Molecule: messenger RNA, 2152 nt
Organism: Pelecanus crispus (Dalmatian pelican)
Lineage: Eukaryota; Metazoa; Chordata; Aves; Pelecaniformes; Pelecanidae
Source: RefSeq, a predicted model, not a curated record
CCAUGCUGGUGCUCUUGUUCGCUGCCAGUGGAAGGGUUUAGGACUGACCGUAUUCAGUUCUGUAUGCAUGUCUCUUCUCUAGACGUGGCAAGCUGCAGAGGGAGUCAGACUUCAUGGCCAGUGUAGACAGCAGCUGGAUCUCCUGGGGUGUGGGAGUCUUCAUUCUGAAGCCCCUGAAGUGGACCCUCUCCAGUGUGCUGGGUGACAGUAAAAUACCUGAGGAAGAGGAGGUUCUGAUUUAUGUGGAGCUGCUUCAGGAGAAGGCAGAGGAAGUUUAUCGCCUGUAUCAGAACUCUGUGCUUUCUUCUCACCCUGUUGUUGCGCUCUCGGAGCUACGUUCCCUCUGUGCCAGUGUUUGUCCAGAUGAAAGGACAUUCUACUUGUUGCUGCUUCAGCUGCAGAAGGAAAAGAGGGUCACGAUCCUGGAACAGAAUGGAGAGAAGAUAGUGAAGUUUGCCCGAGGUCUUCAUGCCAAAGUCUCCCCGAUGAAUGAUGUGGACAUCGGAGUGUAUCAGUUGAUGCAAAGCGAACAGCUGCUGUCACAGAAGGUGGAGUCCCUUUCCCAGGAAGCAGAGAAGUGUAAAGAGGAUGCACGGAGUGCUUGUAGAGCUGGGAAAAAGCAGUUGGCACUGAGAUGUUUGAAGUCCAAACGAAGGACAGAAAGGCGCAUUGAAGAGCUUCAUUCCAAGCUGGAUGCAGUGCAGGGGAUCUUGGAUCGUAUAUACGCCUCCCAGACUGACCAGAUGGUAUUUAAUGCCUAUCAGGCUGGUGUGGGAGCUCUGAAACUGUCUAUGAGAGAUGUUACUGUGGAGAAGGCAGAGAACCUGGUGGAUCAGAUACAAGAGCUUUGUGAUACUCAAGAUGAAGUAGCCCAGACUCUGGCUGGAGUGGGGAUCAAUGGUCUAGAGAUGGAUACUGAGGAACUUGAGAAGGAGCUGGACAGUCUCCUCCAGGACUCGACUAAGGAGCCUGCAGAUCUGCCUCCUGUUCCCCAUAAGGUGCUGAAUCCACCCAUUUCUGAUGCUGAGCUUGAAGCUGAAUUGGAAAAGCUCUCCAUUUCUCAUGGAGAUUUGGCACAAAAGACUCCCUCUGCUUCCUCUGAACCCAAAACAGCUCUGGGACUGAAUCUCUAAAGACCCAACAGGAUCCUGUUGCUGCAGAUUGAGAAGUUGUCUUAAGGUUCCUUAACUAAUGACUAGAACUUCUGGGGAGAGGGGUAACGCUCCCCUGUUCUUCAUGGAUAUCACUUUGCUCAGCAGCAGGAUCUCCUGCCAUGACAAUCCACUCUGGAACUGGCCCCGGCUGGUGUUUGUCAUCUCUGUGCCAACAUCUGCACUGGUCUCAAUUUGACUUCUUAUCCCAAGUCACUCUGCGCCAUCCAGUCUUCCCUUCUGGGAAUGCAACUCACUAUUCUGCCCAGUGAAGAUAUACUCUUCUAUGUCCAUAACAGUGCUCGGUUUUUUGGUUUUGAUUCGGUAUUUUUUUUUUUUCCCCUUUGCUGUUGCUGAUGUUGAGAAUCUGAGUUGCAGCGGUAUUGCAGUUGCUCAACAUUUGGCUGUUUGUGUGGUUGUUUAAAACACUUGGCACAUAACUUAUGUCAAGGAGAGUACUUACCUGCAGCAAGCUUAAACACCUGGUGGUAGUUCUGUCCCUCCCUGUCUGUAUUUUGCACGGUCGUGGACAACUAGACACUGUAACUGUUAAAUUGUAGGAGAUUUUGUUGCUGCUCUAGGGGGCAGCAAUUGCAAGCACAAGACAAAAAUAAUUCCUCUUUCUGUAAUGACACUAAGGCCUUAAAAGGGAGACCUGCAAAAGAUUUUAAAUGAAGGAGUUUCUUAUGCUGCCUGUUGUGAUGAAGGCUUGCAGUCGCUAUAAUACAGUUUUCUGCUUGCUCUUACUUGAAAUUUGAGCUGUUUGUUAUUUUUGUAUCUUCCCUCUUUGCAAAACUUCUUGGGAGCUGCAGGGUGAUCUGCUUUGAGCUCUCAUAUUGAGUGAUUGGGGGUAGGAGAAGAGAUACAUCAUUUUCCCUUCCUGAGGGGAUGGUUUCAUACAACAGCCUUGACUUUGCCUUCAGUCUUGAUGUUGCAAUUCAAUAAGAUUAUGGCUUACCAGAAAGCCCCAAAACAAAACCCUGUAAAUGUUUCUAACGCAA